Molecule: messenger RNA, 3932 nt
Organism: Acanthoscelides obtectus
Lineage: Eukaryota; Metazoa; Arthropoda; Insecta; Coleoptera; Chrysomelidae
Source: the annotation of a GenBank genome assembly
UACAAGUCUGUGAAAGUGGUUACAUAGCCGAUUUUCAUUCCUUAUUUUUUUGAGGAAUUCCUUUAGGACGCAAGCGUACAAAAAUGUAAACCAAAAUUUCAUUUCCCUCUCUUUGUUUCUGUAAUGUACCUCUAUAACCAAGAGCAAUGACUGAAAUACUUUGCUAAUAUUUCCACAUUGCACCUCGACGGAGCAAAAAAGUACAAUGCAAAGUGUUACAUUACCUCCUGCCCAUCCUGCUAGGAAGUCAAUCCAGAAGAACAUCCUGGAAACCAGCUAGGUGUUUAUAUAAUAUAACCACAAUUAUUUUUUCGGGAUUUUGGCAGAAUUUAGGCGCUCCCGAACAUGACUAAUUGUCAACCUGUGAUCCAUAACACUCGAUAAAAAUGCUGUCCAGGAAAAACAAGGAUCUUCGGACGAUCAGGGAAGGGGUUGUUGGUAAAUAUGUCAAAAAGGACACCCCUCCUGAGAUGCCAAUCAUCAACGUUUGGACUACUGAGCCGAAGAGACGUAACUCAAAUCAAAAUAGGUCUUCCUUAUUUCAAAAUGCUAAUGCCAAUAACCCUUCAACUACUGUGCAAAAGUUCGGCAACCAGAAAACGACCAUAAGCGAUGUUGGAUUAGGUGCUCAUGAGGGAAAAUAUACUCCUAGUGCCUCUGUACCUGAUCUAGCUACAAGGUUUUCCAAUCUAUCUGUAGGUCUAUCUAGUGAAAACAAUCCAGCUGUUCAUGCCAAUUUCUCUAGCCAAACAGUCAAUGCUUCACAACCUAUCUAUAUAAAUCAGCACAUUGGAAAUUCUCUACACAAUGAUGACUCACCGAGUAAUGCAAACUAUGUGGACAUUGACCAAAUAUAUCCUUUGACACAAGACUCAAACAGUGUCUAUAAAGAUUCAAAUUACAACAGAGCUAGCUCUCCAAUAUACCAAAACACGAACAAAAAUUCUAUGGUCCUGAACCAGGACACAACUCCCAUUUAUAGUAACACUAAUUUGGAAAGAUACAGAGGACUGACUCCAGGUAUAUCAUAUGGUGAGUCGUUGGCACAUCAUUUGAGGCAUGGUCAGAGAAGGCCUGACAAUACUCAAGCGGAGCAAUCGGAAGAGCUUCCAUUACCGCCAGGUUGGUCAGUUGACUAUACAUUGAGAGGUAGAAAGUACUAUAUUGACCACAACACCAAGACAACCCAUUGGUCUCAUCCUUUGGAGAGGGAAGGGUUGCCUACUGGUUGGCAGUGUAUCCAAUCGCCAAUAUACGGUGUCUACUAUGUCAACCACAUAACGCAGCGCGCUCAAUACGAACACCCGUGCCUGGUACCCUGCUACAGUUACGCGGCGCCUGUGGCGACUGCUGUGACCCCUGAAGUGCCUUACGCGCAGCUUCAACAGCAACCUCAACACGCUCAACCCCAGCAACAACAAAGGCAGUACUUGCCUCCCGUCGCUGCGGCCCAGCACUACCAACCGCACAGUGUGUUGGUACCCGCCAAUCCGUAUUUGCUGGAGAGGAUACCUCAUUGGCUCAACGUCUAUUUCAAAACUAGCAUUGAAUCAGACCAUAAACUGCGAUGGGACAUGUUCAGACUCGAUGAAUUAGAAUGUUACAGUGCAAUGUUGAUCAGACUAUAUGCUCCUGCUGCAGAAUAUAGUCGACAUAUGUUUUAUAGUACCAAAGUGAUACAGAGUGAGCCGUCCAGAAGUGCUAGUACAGCAUGGCUGUGGGGUGGUUCUUUUGGAUCCAGAAAUUCUGUUUUAUUAUUCCAUAGUUCGGCCUUAGCAGAUGCUGACAACGAAGCUGUUAUCAAGGAAAAACCUGGAUAUAAGCUCCAUGUAACAUAUAAGGCCUUUCAAGCAGAAACGAAAUUAUUAGCAAAAUUGCUAGACUGUCAUGGAAUUUCAGAAGCAGCAGCUACUUCUAAUGACUUCAAUUUACUCUGGACUGGUUCCCACCCAAAACCAGGAGUCCUGCGAUCCUUAUCAGCUCAUCAACGGGUCAACCAUUUUCCACGUUCUUACGAACUGACGAGGAAAGAUCGAUUAUACAAGAACAUUGAACGUAUGCAACAUCUGAAAGGAUUCAGGCAUUUCGAUUUCAUACCCCAAACAUUUGUGAUGCCCAUAGAGUACAGGGAGUUAUGUCAAGCGCACCAUAGAGCUAGAGGACCGUGGAUUGUCAAACCAGUCGCUAGUAGUCGAGGCAGAGGAAUUUUCAUCGUCGAAUCCCCGCAACAAGUCCCCUUGGAAGCGCCGGUGGUGGUAGCGAAAUACAUUUCCGAGCCACUUCUAGUGGCAGGCGGUCACAAAUUCGACGUGAGACUGUACGUGCUGGUCACGAGUUUCGAUCCGCUAUUAGUCUACGUGUACGAAGAAGGCCUGGUGCGAUUCGCAACUGUCAAGUAUGACCGAGGACCGCACAGAGUUUGGGAUCCGUGCAUGCAUCUGUGCAACUAUAGCAUCAAUAAGUUCCAUAGUGAUUAUGUCAAAUCAGAUGAUCCAUGGGCGGAAAAUGUCGGGCAUAAGUGGACUUUGAGUGCUCUCUUAAGGCAACUGAAGGCGGAGGGAAGAGACACUACAUCGCUCAUGUCCCAAAUAGAAGAUCUAGUCGUUAAAGCAAUAUUAGCAUCGGCGAAUUCAAUCAUCACAGCCUGUAAAAUGUUUGUACCUCAUACCGGCAACUGUUUUGAAUUAUACGGCUUCGAUAUCCUGAUCGAUUCCAACAUGAAACCUUGGCUGCUCGAAGUGAACCUAUCUCCGUCAUUGAACUGCGACAGUCCUCUGGACGUUCGCCUGAAAUCUGCGAUGUUGGCAGACAUGUUGAGCUUGGUGGGAAUCCCGGCGGUCGAUCCUGUCAUCAAGCAGCCCACUUUGGCGCCCAACGCAGGCUUGGCAGGCGGACAGAUCCAAGGAGAAAACCGGCUCAGGGUCAAAUUCAAGAACUGUCGCAGAGUGCAUUCGGCAGAAUCUGGUACUGGUCCUCGUCGUACCGCUGCUUUAGCUGGAGAAGGUCAGCAAUUGAGUGCUGAAGAAUCCCGCGUGGUACGAAUGGCAGUCGGACAGUACCAAAGGCGAGGAGGGUUCGUCAGGAUAUUCCCCGCUGAAGACAGCUGGAAUAAGUAUUCGCAAUACCUUGAUCCUCAAAUGGGAAUACCGCUGUCUGGCACAAGAGCUAGUAGCAGCUAUAUUGUGAACAAUACUCCGCACAAUUACAAUUUUUUGCUGUACACGUACUUUUUUUCUGAUACCAAAAACACAGUCACGUCAGUCAAAUCCAAACCACGCACUAAACGCGCCUUUUCAUAUCAGGAAAACGUCCAGAAUAAAGGUUUGGAUUAGAAACUUUGUGCAGAAAAGAUUCUCUGAUCUCGUAUGUAGGAAACCUAGUUUUGGAAUCACAAGAUCAUUGAGAAAUGAAAAAUCGUUCGUAUUGAAUUAAAAAAAAAAUUUCAGCAAUAAUUGUGUAUAGAAUAUAAUGAAAAGAAGCUGAGAAACUUUUCAUUAAUAUAUCAAGGAGUAUACUUUUCAGUGGCGCUCAAGUCUUGUCUGGCUUUACAGAGUCUGCAACUUGUCCCAAAGAAGAAUCAGAGAAGUGCAAUUUAUUUAACCAAAGUCUUGUUCUAUCGCUCUUCAGCUUGUUGGUGUGCUUUUGCAUUAAAUAUAAGAAAGAGCAGUUCAAUUUUUACCAAAUGUACUUAUUGAUAUGAAAGUGGUGGUAUUGGAGUAUUAUGUAAGAUUCACCUAAUGCAUUUUUCUAUCAAAAUAGCGCAUAAUAGUUUGAUAUCAUCUGAUUUCUGAUAGUGUUAUUUGUCGCUUAAUCUAGUUCUUUUCUACUUCUAUACGGGUGGUUAUAAAUAUACAAUGUUUUGUUAAAGUGUUUACAAGUUUACUUAUUUAUUUGAACUUAUUGAAAAAAUAAAGUAUUUUUUGUAUGACAAA